GAGGGGAGGGGAGGGGAGGGGAGGGGAGAGGAGAGCUGCCGCGAUGGCGGAGGAGGCGGAGGGGAUGGACCGGUUCGACAUGGAGGGGGACUUCGAGGGCGGGCAGUUCGGCCGCGACGGGGAGUUCUACUACCGGAGCCGGCGGGAGCGGGCGCCGCAGACCCGGGACGACGCCAUCUACGGGGUGUUCGCGGAGGGCGACUCGGACUACGACUCGGAGGAGGAUGAAGGGUCCCGCCGCCGCCGCCGGAAGCGCCGCAAGGACGGCGGCGGCGGGGAGGCCGAUCUCACCAAGCCCGUCCAGUUCGUCUCCACCGGCAAGUUCAUGCCCACCCAGGAGCCCGAGCCUGAGGAGAGGCCGGGGCUCGGGCGCUCUGCCGCUGCCGCUGAUGAUAAGGCGGAGGAAGCGGAGGAGGAGGAGCAGGACGAUGAGGGGGACACCGAGAUGCUGCCGGCGAUGUUCGGCAAGAUCAGGGACGGCGCGCGCGCGAGGCGGGAGGAGAAGGAGCGGGAGCGCGAGGCGGCGGCGCGCUGGCGACAGGUGGCGGGGCUCGGGGCGGGGGAGCCGGCUGCGGCUCCUGGGAGCCUGGAGUCAAACUCCAAGGUGGCCAAGAUGAUGUUGAUGAUGGGGUACAAGAAAGGCAUGGGCCUUGGCAAGAAUCAGCAGGGGAUCACUGCGCCGGUGGAGUCCAUUCUGCGACCCAAGAAUGCUGGCCUGGGGAGCGUCGAGGGGUUCAAGGAGCCCAAGACCUUGUUGCCUAAGGAGAACGUACCAGCCCCGCCGCCGCCACCAGCAUCUGCGAAGAAGGAGAAGCGUUGGUCCAAGAAGGCUGCCACAAAGAAGGCUCCAAUCUUGACAAAGAAUGAGCUCCUGGCCAUGCGUGCUGAGCAGGAACACGAGGAGCAGCCUGCUGUUGUCCAGAAGGUGAUUGACAUGCGAGGGCCGCAGGCGCGGGUGCUGACAGACUUGAAGGGGCUCAAUGAAGAACAAGAGAUGGAGGCGAAUGAUGUGCCCAUGCCAGAGCUGCAGUACAAUGUGCGCCUGCUUGUUGAUGAGGCUAGGGCUGAUAUUGUGAGGUUGGAUGCGCAGCUGCGGCGGGAGCAGGAGAAGGUGGCUAGCUUGGUGCGGGAGAAGGAAAAAGUGGCUAGGCAAGAGGCAUCGCAGAAACGUCAGCUGCUGGUGAUGGAAAGAAUUGCAGAGACACUGGAGAAGGUCAGGGAGGAUGAUACAGCUGGCAUGCUCACUCUGGAUGGUUUGAUUCAGACAUUCCACGGGUUGAAGGUGCAGUUUGAGGAGGAGUUCAAGAUGUGUAGCAUUGCAUGGAUUGCUUGCCGAUAUGCUCAUCCGCUGCUAAUCCGCAUCUUCCAAGGGUGGCAGCCCCUGCAGGAUCCAAAGUUUGGGUUAGAAGUCAUGAAAAAAUGGAAGGACCUGCUGCAGGGUGACCAACCAUAUGACUUCUCAGAUAGUGCUGCAUCAAUGACGCCAUAUGUGCAGCUUGUUAGUGAAGUCAUCCUACCAGCUGUGAGAAUAUCAGGAACCAAUUCGUGGGAGGCUAGGGAACCAGAACCAAUGCUCCACUUUCUUGAGUUAUGGGAUAAUAAGAAGUUGCUGCCUCCUGUUUUGCUUCAAUCAAUACUAGAGCAUGUAAUCAUGCCAAAGCUCUCAGCUGCCGUGGAUUCAUGGGAUCCUCGCAGGGAAAGUGUACCAAUCCAUGUCUGGGUGCAUCCAUGGCUGCCAAUGCUAAGGGAAAGGAUAGAGACCUUGUGUCAUUCUAUUCGAUACAAGUUGAGCACUGUCCUCCAUGUAUGGCAAGCACAUGAUGCUUCAGCAUAUGCAGUGUUGUCUCCGUGGAAAGACGUGUUUGAUUCAGCAAGCUGGGAAGACCUGAUUGUGCGGUAUAUCAUUCCUAAACUGAGAUUGGCACUGCAAGACUUUCAGAUCAACCCAGCAAACCAGAAGCUUGAUCAGUUCAACUGGGUGAUGUUGUGGGCAUCUGCAAUCCCAGUACACCUCAUGGUCCAUAUGUUGGAAGUUUAUUUCUUCAGCAAGUGGCAGCAGGUCCUGUACCAUUGGUUGUGCUCACCAAAUCCUGAUUUCAACGAGAUAAUGAACUGGUAUAAGGGAUGGAAGGGUCUUUUCCCACCAGAGUUACUUGCCAAUGAGCGCAUACGGAUGCUGCUAACUGCUGGUCUUGACAUGAUGAACCAAGCUGCUGAAGGACUUGAGGUGGUGCAGCCUGGGGCUAGGGAGAAUGUGGGUUACUUGAGGGCAACUGAGAAGCGGCAGUUUGAUGCAGCACAGCAAGCUUACCAUGCUGCGCCAGGAGCUGCCAUGGCAGAUUUGAGCUUCAAGGAGUCUAUACAGGCAUAUGCAAUGGAGCAAGGUUUGUUAUUUAUGCCUAGAGUUGGCAAGUUCUACAAUGGCAUGCCAGUGUAUGAGUUUGGCUCCGUUAGUAUUUGCAUAGACUCUGUGAAGCGACUACUGUAUGCACAACUUCAAGAUGGAGUUGAGAGAUGGAGUGCUGUAACUCUUACACAAUUGAUGGACAUGAACCGAAUGGGAAGACCACACUAGUAGAUCGCCUAGGCUUGGAGUUGCAUCACAUUUUUAGGUUCUUCCUUGUUUUGUAAAACUCUUCAGAGGUGUCAAUCAAUAGCUUUUUUGAACAAUAACUCUGUUGAAGAAGAAAGGGGUUGGAUUGAUAUCUAAAUGUGUUGGAUAAUGCUGUGCUGCCGGUGUUUACUGUGGUGCUGUCAAUAUGAUGUGGCCCCUCAGUAAUUUCUAUCCAUAAGCUCUGUUGUAACUGCUGAAGGACUUCUGCUUAUGCAGUUGCUGGAAAAUCCUAAUUACUCUGAACACUUCUGGUUGUGCACUGAAAUGUGUUUGUAAAUUCUUUAAUCGAAGACUCCAGGUAUGUUUUUGUGGUUAUAAAUUCUUUAUUGUGUUUGUAUUUGUUCACAUGGUUGGAUCUCCUUACAUCAAGAUUGCUACUGAGUACUGUUUUUCUAAGUCAUAAAUCUGAUGGGAUUCCAUGUGUGUAGACAGUGAUGGUUGUUAAAGUUCAGAUUCUUUAUGAACUUAUUUCAUAUACUUUGUUCAACUGUUGCUUCAAUAUAGUUGACCUACCAUAAUCCAGGACAGUUGCUGUGGAUAGCUUUUGCUAAAUUUGAGACUGGAAGGUGUAAAUAAUGGUAGUGACAUUUAUUCUAAAGAUUUAUUGUUGCUCGCGAAAGAAAAUUUAUGUAUUAAUGCCUACCUAGAAGUCUUAGGUUAAAGUGUCAUGUUAAAGGAAAACAUAAGAAUUCUGGUCUGCUUGUGUCAUAAAAAAAUACCUGAAGAAACCAGUAGUGUUUUUCCCCCUGUUAUUAUAACAAGAAACCAAUAGUGUAGUACACUAGUACUACCGGCUUUUCCAGAGCGUCAUAGCAGAGCAGAGCACUUCUGCAGCCGGUGCCGCAAAGCAAGACACUCGCACCAGACGGACGGGCCGGCCUAAUGGAAAGUUAAUUUUUUUAUUAGUGUUAACUAAAAUGGCAUCCUCAUGAUUUACCCAUCCUGAAAUUAAACCUUAACUAAGUAGCAUGCCUGUGCAUUGCUACGGGAUAACUAACAUUUUAUAUUUAAAACACACGGUUCUCGCAAUAAAAUAACAAUACUGUAAAACUUAAAUAUCAAUAUUAAAUUGACAUUAUUUCAAGAAAACAAACUUCAUGAAAUUAAAAACAGUCACAUAGAGGGUGGCGUCGCAGGCUCAAAUGUCGUGUUACGCCAAGUCAGCAAUGCAUGUCUUUGUCCAGAUGGGACAUGUGAUUUAUGUGUCAUAUGGCUAGGCGGUAAUUUAUCGCAUCCUUCAUCGACCUCCUCAUGAGGUGAAGGAAUGUAAAGAGAUGUUACACUGGACUCUGGGAUAAUCAAAUCACUGGAUUUUGUCGUAGUUCCAUGAGUUCCAGAUGUGUCCGCAGUGACCAUGAGUUCCAGAUGCAUCCGCAGUGGGCCACAUAAGCUUAGGAGGUUCUCCAUGGCGAUAGACUCCGGGUGUAGGGUGUGCUUUUGCACCUCUCUUCGUCUUUUAUUACUUGCUACUUUGGCCUCCUUUCACCCUGGCACCCUAUAACUCUUUUUUUGUUGUUCGUGUCUAGCCUCCCUCUCUUCUGGUGUCAUAUUUACAUAUCGUUCCCUAAAGUACUGUUGAUGGGGUUUACCAAAAGUAGCAGGGGUAGCACAAUCAUGACUCAGAUUGGUGUCCACAUAAUCUUUUGUACAUGGUGUUUUAGUCGAGUCAAUGAUGCUACUGUUAUCUACACUCAUCGCCAAGCAUUCACCUACAUAAGCAAUAUUGUUCAUUAUCAUGAGGUUUGUAUGACUGGGUACAGCCAAUCGUUAUUCUCGGCGUCGACUGGGUGUUUUCAACGGUGGUUGCACCGUCAAAAGGAAAAACUUAUGGCAGCAAUCUUAUUUCUACUGGGGAGAGAUUGAGGCAGGAACUCUGAAGUUUGAUAGGUCCAGUUCUGAGGUCGCUGUACUACGAGAGCUCAAGAAAGAAGAAUUCAUCGAGUUCUUCAACCAGUACAUAAAAGUGGGCGCGCCUCAAAGGAGGACACUAAGCGUGCAAGUCUUCGGCAGCAACCAUUCGGCUGAGUUCAAGAAGGCGAUCAACGAAGCCGACCCGCCCAAAACGUACAGAAUUACAGACAUGUCCGGCUCCAAACGAUCGAGGCCACUGUACGGCUCACUCAAGAGAGGUCCGGGAAGGAUCACCAUGGACUGACAGCCAUCAUGUGCCUUAUUUUUCAUGUACGUAGUGUAAUGGCCUGUGCAUAGCAUGAAUUCGAUUCUGAAUCCUGUAUCAGAUUCGAAUUGCACGAUUGAUGCUAUCUUCACUCAUGGUUUUAACCAGUAAUUCAUGACGGCGUGUCACUUUCUGGGCAAACCUAAGGAGCUGUAUGAAGUCAUGUAUGUUCACA
Messenger RNA from Sorghum bicolor (sorghum), 4965 nucleotides. RefSeq names its product septin and tuftelin-interacting protein 1 homolog 1. Lineage: Eukaryota; Viridiplantae; Streptophyta; Magnoliopsida; Poales; Poaceae. The coding region runs from base 44 to 2575 and encodes 843 amino acids. The transcript is spliced from 3 exons. The record is from RefSeq and is a predicted model, not a curated record. Gene Ontology annotation, biological process: spliceosomal complex disassembly. Gene Ontology annotation, molecular function: nucleic acid binding. Gene Ontology annotation, cellular component: U2-type post-mRNA release spliceosomal complex.